Molecule: messenger RNA, 1065 nt
Organism: Penicillium crustosum
Lineage: Eukaryota; Fungi; Ascomycota; Eurotiomycetes; Eurotiales; Aspergillaceae
Product: intradiol ring-cleavage dioxygenase
Exons: 3
Coding region: 1-1065 (354 amino acids)
Molecular function (GO): iron ion binding; oxidoreductase activity, acting on single donors with incorporation of molecular oxygen, incorporation of two atoms of oxygen
Source: RefSeq, a predicted model, not a curated record
AUGCAGCUUUCUCAGCUUCUUUGGGCUGCCGGCCUGACUGCCCUCUGUGUUUCUGCCCACCCGGAGGUUGUCGAUCACUCUCAGGUUGCGCACCACCGCACGCAUCAUGUUGGUACCCGAUCUACCGCCUGUGCAGCGAAGCUACAGACCCGACGCGAAGCCACUCUUAGGAGACGCCAAGCGCACUUUGCGAAGCGUCAAGUCGCUCGUGGUCUGUCUAGCAGCCACUCCCUAAAAGCGCGUAAUGUGUUUGAUACCAUCCAAAACACCACUUGCGUCCUCGCUCCUGAGACCGUCUGGGGUCCUUAUGGCAUUGACGGCGAGCUUCACCGUCACGACGUUCGUGAAGGUCAAGCUGGAGUAGAUCUAUACCUCGAUAUUGGUAUUAUUGACGUCGAGACUUGCGAACCUCUCCCCGAUGCUUGGUUGUCUAUCUGGGCUUGCAAUGCCACCGGAAACUAUGCUGGAUUCACGGGUAUCGAUCCAGAUACAGCCUCUACCCUGGACGGCUGGACCACCCGCACUGACGGCACCACGGAUGACAAGACAUUCCUCCGUGGUAUCUCCCGGACCGAUUCAGCUGGCAUGACUGAGUUCCUGACGAUCUUCCCCGGCUACUACAUCUCCCGAACUACCCAUAUUCACGUCACCGUCCAGACCAACGUGACGGGUAAGGAUACCAGCUACAGUGCUGCUGGCGUGCAGCACCUGGGACAGCUCUUCUUCGACGAGGACCUCAUCAACUCGGUCUACCAGCUCACCCCCUACAAGGCUCACCUUUCGACUUUGAACCGUACCACCAACUCCGAGGAUACGCUUUACUCCAGUGCCAAUGGAGACGGCUACUCCGCCGUAGUCGAUGUCUCCAAGCUGGGCGAUUCUCUCGCCGAUGGUCUUGUGGGAUACAUCACUAUCGGUGUCAACCGCUCUGCUACUCCUGCUGAGACUACUGGUGGCAGUGUCAAUGUUGUUGGCGCUCUGCCUACUGUGACUCCGACCCCUGGUGCUCAGGAUGCUGCUUUCGCCCUUGAUGCCUCUGAGGGCUACUUUGAGAAGAAGCGCUAG